Messenger RNA from Microbotryum saponariae, 427 nucleotides. The record is from the annotation of a GenBank genome assembly. NCBI's taxonomy places the organism in Eukaryota, Fungi, Basidiomycota, Microbotryomycetes, Microbotryales, Microbotryaceae.
AUGAAUGGCGACUUCUGGGGGGAUCUCUCUGUAAGUAGUAGUCCUUGCCUGACUUUUAGACCCUAUACUAACAACAGCCCACGGUGCGAGCGCAGACAUGCGUUUUCUGGCCGCUGCAGACCGCAUGACCGAAACGGAACGGGCAAAGGCAAUACGUCGAUAGGCGAAAAAGUCGAAUACUUCCGAGAUCGAGCAAUUCUGGCGCCCAAAAAUUCGCACAGAUCAACGACAUGGUGCCCCGACCUGCUGCCGGGUGACGCCGCCGUUUCCGAUUCGGCUGGCAAUGGCUAUGACGUUCAGCAAGUUGCAAGAGCAGUUGGCACUUGCGCAGGUAGGAGUGUGUCUGGAGACGCCCGUCUUUUCUCACGGCCAGUUGUAUGUCGCGUUGUGCCGAGCAACUAUGUGGACGGUGUCAGAAACGUCCUGA